AUGUCUGUUCCUGCUGGUAGUGGAACUAUCGCGCCGUUAACCUCCCCCACUGGCACAGGUUCACCUCACGGAAAUAAACAAUGGGAGGACAUUCUUGAGGAAAUGAGAUGCCAUUUACAGGAUGCUGAACGACUAGCUGAGGAACACCAUAAGAUGACCAACGAACUCCUCGAUCUACAGAUGGUUGGUUGGCUUCGCAAAGUGCAAUUACCGCUAAUUUAUGCUCCCCAGCAUCACCAAACUCUUCAAAACCGAUACCAGUCCGACAUUUGCAUCCCGAAACAAGACACGGCUGAAUUGCAGUGGAUGCUCGAGGAGCAACAAAAGCAUUCAAACACACUGCGUGCGGAUCUUUUCACAUCCCGGGCUGCAUUGAAAGAAUCCAUUCGCGAACGUGAUACAGACGCUGCAAGGCAACAAGAGGAACGCUCUCGUUGUACGGCUAAUGCCACCCAGCUCGAAAAGGAACGUCUGCGUUUCGCAAGUACCGAGCGGGAGGUAUAUCAGUCACUCAUCUGCGGCAUAUGCAUCGAUGCGGACGGCCUGCUCGACACGGACGGCGACGAUAGCAUGAUUGUCACGAGAUGCGGGCACAUUUUUUGUAAGACUUGUUUGAAAGGGGCGGAAAACACUGUCUGUCCUUUCUGUCGAAGCACCAAAGGGACAUUCCCGAAAGCUAUCAGCGUCCCAGGAAUCAGAAGUGCCUUGCGUGCAUUCAAAGGGCAUCAGACAGCUCGCAGAGUGGAACGCAAGACAAAGUUGUUCAAUAAGCGCACUGCCCGUGCUUCUCAGCUUACUGGAAGUAACUUCCAUCGAGAUAUGCUGGACAAACUUGGCCUGGGGGGGAUGAGCUCAGACGAGUCAGAUGGAGGUGAAGAGCCCGUGCCAACUGUCUGCCAGGUUCCUUGGCGAAGUCCACAUAUUACGAAGCUCCUUCAUGAACUUGAUGACACGGGAUCACCAGCUGAGAGGCAGCAUGUGGUCCACGCUAUGCCUAGUAGCAGCAAAGCAGUGCCGUGUUUGCCACGGAACUUCUAUGAGGCGAAAUGGCUAUCUAGCCUGUCAAAGGAGAAGCGGAGGAUAUUGGCCAUUCAGAAAAGUGUUGAUUUCACUCAGACUGAGGAUACAUUGAUGGACGAUGAUACGAUGUAA
This is a messenger RNA of Pleurotus ostreatus (oyster mushroom), 1152 nucleotides long. RefSeq lists its product as uncharacterized. The record is from RefSeq and is a predicted model, not a curated record. The transcript is spliced from 8 exons. Lineage: Eukaryota; Fungi; Basidiomycota; Agaricomycetes; Agaricales; Pleurotaceae. Bases 1 to 1152 code for a protein of 383 amino acids.